GACGAAAUAAAUUCUAUUUAAAAAGCUAAUUUACCAUAAAGGCACUAACUUUGUGCUUUAGUUGUUCCACUAGUCCCCAAAUCAUGACAAACCUGGAUUCUUUGAUCCAGACUUUAAUACCAGGCCCUUUUAAUGGAAAUAACUCAUAUCCCAACAUUGACUUUAAAAUAGGCUUUUUAUUAUUUCAGCCUAGCUGUAUGGGUGUGGGAUUAAUGAGGUUCUCCACUUAAAACUUGAAGCACAUUAAAAAUACGGGACUUUGCUUCUAGGUGUUGACACUAGUCUUUGCUGUGUUGUUUUUUUUACUUCUUUUAUUUUAAUGUAUUUUUUUCUCCUUUAUCUCUACUUGGUUACAGGACCGGACAUCAAAUACCACAAGUAAAGCAGACGAUUCUGUGUUUGUGUAAAACAUGCCUCGAAACAAUUACAUUAUACAGAUUAUACACUUUAUUAAGUGAUGUAGACGGGUGGAUGGAAGCUUUAUAUUGGAGGGGGGGUAGGGCGAGCCGUGCAGAUAACAGAAGUGGCUCAUUGGCUGACUGCUGCCCAUAUUUUAUCAGAAAGUAGAAGCGAUAGAGGCCGAAACAACAGCGACAUCACACCCCGGGAGCUGCCGAGAGGACGGUAGCAUGAUAGUCGUGGAGGGCAGUCGGCAGGAAGAGGGCCCGCGUCUGCGUUUUGCUGCGCCUAACCAAAUCCACUGAGCGCCUGGAAACCAGCGGCCGACAUGGGGAAGGAGGUAAACGGUGUGUCGCGGAGCCGCUUUGAGAUGUUCACGAACAGCGAUGAGGCUGUCAUCAAUAAGAAGCUGCCGAAGGAGCUGUUGCUACGAAUCUUCUCCUUUCUGGAUGUGGUGACACUCUGUCGCUGUGCCCAGGUCUCACGGUCCUGGAACGUCCUGGCCCUGGAUGGUAGCAACUGGCAGCGGAUCGACCUGUUUGACUUUCAGAGGGACAUCGAAGGCCGCGUGGUGGAGAACAUCUCAAAACGAUGCGGGGGGUUCCUUAGGAAGCUGAGCCUGCGGGGGUGUCUGGGUGUGGGGGACAGUGCCCUGAGGACCUUUGCUCAAAACUGCAGGAACAUUGAGCUCCUUAGUUUGAAUGGCUGCACCAAGAUCACUGACAGCACAUGUAAUAGUUUAAGUAAGUUCUGUCCAAAGCUGAAGCACCUGGAUCUCGCCUCCUGUACCUCAAUCACCAACCUGUCACUCAAAGCACUGAGUGAGGGUUGUCCUUUGCUGGAGCAGUUAAACAUCUCCUGGUGUGAUCAGGUGACCAAGGACGGCAUCCAGGCCCUGGUGCGCUCCUGUCCUGGACUCAAAGGCCUCUUCCUUAAAGGCUGCACACAGCUGGAGGAUGAAGCUCUGAAGCAUAUCGGAGCUCACUGUCCAGAGCUGGUCACGCUCAACCUGCAGACGUGCUCCCAGAUCACGGACGAGGGCCUCAUCACGAUCUGCCGCGGCUGUCACCGUCUGCAGUCGCUGUGCGUGUCGGGCUGUGCCAACAUCACAGAUGCCAUUUUACACGCGCUGGGACAGAACUGCCCCCGUCUCAGAAUAUUAGAAGUGGCCCGCUGCUCCCAGCUAACAGAUGUGGGCUUCACUACACUAGCGAGGAAUUGCCAUGAGCUUGAGAAAAUGGAUCUAGAAGAAUGUGUUCAGAUCACAGACGGAACGCUCAUCCAGCUCUCCAUCCACUGCCCUCGUCUGCAAGUCCUGAGUCUGUCGCACUGCGAGCUCAUCACGGACGACGGCAUCCGGCACCUCGGCAGCGGACCCUGCGCCCACGACCGCCUGGAGGUGAUCGAGCUGGACAACUGCCCCCUGAUCACGGACGCCUCGCUGGAGCACUUGAAGAGCUGCCACAGCCUGGACCGCAUCGAGCUGUACGACUGCCAGCAGAUCACCCGCGCCGGCAUAAAGAGACUAAGGACUCAUCUGCCCAACAUCAAAGUGCACGCGUACUUCGCUCCCGUCACUCCACCCGCCUCCGUUGGGGGCAGCCGCCAGAGGUUCUGCCGCUGCUGUGUCCUGCUAUGAUGCAACGACCCUCCACAACCCGGCCCCCCCCCCCGCCCAGUGUCCCUCGCAGCCGGACCCCUGACCUGCUGCCCUCCCCAUGGCCCCCUGUUAGACUACAUGCUGGUGUGUCCUAAAUGUUGGAGCUGCAGAGGAGGAGAUUGCUACAGGGUCUUGGGUAACUUCCCCCAAAAACAUUCCUGCGUCUCCCUGCUGCUCACAGGCACACACAUCAUGCCUUUACACACACGCACACACACACACACACACAAAUUAAUAUUUAAAGAAUGUCAGAACAUUCCUGGGCUGUGUUCAAUGGACAAAGCAGUAUUACAGAGCUAUGUGAAGAUCCUCACUGUUGUCGGCACUGUUUAGGGAGUUAACUCUUGAAGUACAGUACAAUGAAGUACAAAAGAAUCUGAUCCAAAAGUAUUUCCUGUGUUUGCAAGCAGCCACACACUUAUUUAGCACUUUGAGACAAACGACAGUGAUGUUCUUUAAAAAAAACAAACAAAAGAAAAAGAAAGAAUUAAACAGGCUGGAGUUGAAUGUUCCUCAACACACAUCACAUUUUAAGUGCAGACAGGAACUGCACUGGACCUUUAAUCAGCAAUUGAUUUGAAAGACUAAAAAAAAAAAGCAGAGCCAGCGAUUCAGCCAGUUACCUGCACGCACCCUCCGUUCUGUACGUAGCGCAGCCGGAAGCCUGUUUCAUGUUUUUAUUAACAAACGCAACUAUUUGCACAUACAACAACGCAACGUCGAGACACUUUAAAAAGAAAAGCAUUUCAGAUUUACAGACUGGUGAAUACAAAUCACUCACAUCAUUUGGAGUCUCCAAUACACACGGACACGUCCCCCCCCCCCCCCCCCCCCCCCCCCCCCCCCCCCCCCGCCCUGUGUUACAAUCAGAAGCAUCAAUAUACUGACAAAAGACAAAGUUUAUUAUUUUUCUAAAAAUGAACAACCGAGACUCAGACAUGGGGACUUGAUGCCAAAUGUUGCAUGUAACACUCUAGUUUUUUUAAAUCUAUCUGUACAUAUACGACGACUGUGGGAAUCCCAUAGUCGAAACCAGCUAAACGAAAGAAAAGUAUCGGAGACGGGCGGACGCGUCCAGCGCCGAUGACUUCCUAUGAACUAUGGCGACGCUCGUACGUGGUCGUCUGAGCGCAGACACGUAUGAGGACACGUGCUCGGCCCGGGCUUGGACAGAACCGGCGCCAGCCCGUGAACGCUCAUGUCAACAACACACAACCUGCAAAGUCUGCAAGUCCUCUGGUGGAACAAUAACAACAAAACAAAUCACUACACAAAUCCAUGCUGUUGGACAAGGACACUGGAAAAAGAAAAAAAGCCAACUGAAAACAAUCAGUGCGUCUAUUUUCAGUUCAUGUUUUCAUUCUGAGAUGGUUCUGGAGGACGAGCGACCCAGCGGAGGGACGACGUGGCACCGCGGCGGCUCGGUCGGAUGGAGCCGCUCAGCGGGAGGUCCAGCUCGCAGAUGCCACAGGUUCUGAUGGAAUGUUUUGGGCUUUUUAUGCUUUUGUCCCCCACAGAGGAAUUGAAUGGACCCUCACGCCCCUCAUGAAGUAUUAGAGCCUUUUUCCUUCCGGGUUCUCUGCACCGAGACUCGCACCUGCUUCGUCUUUCUUUUGUUCCUGUCCCGUUUUUCUAAACGUAUCAUUUGCUGCUUUUCCUCCUGAUUUUGCUCUGACUUUUCCACCUCUCUCGUUCUUUGCUUUCUGUUUGGUGUGGUUUGGAUUGUGCCUGUUUAAAUGUUUGAAGUAAUGAGUUCAGUGUCCUAAAGUACGAGCCCUCUUCCAGUCCUCAGUUUAAAUUUGGUGGAGUUUGUGUUUAUAUUAAGAGUUUAUUGUUACUAAAUGUCCAGAGUGUAGCUUUUGUCCACGGAAGCAUUGGCACCAGUGCAAUUGUAAAGAGAUUAAUAGAAGGGAUGUGAGGAGUUAAUGAUGAUGUCACAUGCGAACGAUGACGGUUCCGCUUAUUGAAUGUUUUCAUCCUUGGGCUGACUGUGCCACUUCACAACAAACACUCUUCCCUUCCUUUAAGUUUGGUUUCCUCACCUCGUUUCCUUUCCUAGUUCAUCCUGCCCAAAAUGUCAAACGAACCCAAACACAAAUACUCAGACAUUUACCCACUCCUGUCCUGGCAUCGAUGACAGGGAGAGUGCUGGUGAAGAUUCUGUUCCGUGUGUGAUUUGAUGGCUACAUUAAGCAGCAUAAUACAAGCAGAGAUGAAGCCAGUGUAAUCCAUUCUGAUCGUUUUUGUUGGAGUGUGGCUUUAUGGGGGAUUAGAGAACAGCCAGGAGUAAAAAUGGCAGCGAUAACUAUAGUUCUAAGUAACCGUGUGCCAGAUUAAAGACAGUUUGGCCCAGAGUUUAGGCCCUGAGCCCCACCUGCUUGUCAGCAGCCAUGGUACAAAACACACUAAAGGUCCUGCAACGCAAAAUUAGACUGAACAAAACAAACACAGAGCUCCUUCCCUUCUAGCAUCGGGCUCUUCUAUGUCCUUCCGUCUUCUCACCUCGUCCACUUCUUCGCUCUGGAUCACUUUGUUUUAACCGCGUUUGGUCCCAGACACUGGAGUAAGGUUGAGGGUUAGGGCCGAGGGCAGGAGAAGAACCUACAGUGUCCGUUUGUGGUAGAUCGAAACCUGAGAAAUUUCAAACAAUUUUGGCAAUGACUGUAGUUCAUAUAUUUACUGUAAAUCAUUUCCUUUUUUCUUGAUUUUUUUACAAUUAACCAAUAUAAAUGAAUAUGUAUGUAUGAAUAAAUAUAUACCUAUAUUAUUAA
Betta splendens (Siamese fighting fish) is the source of this 4830-nucleotide messenger RNA. It is a transcript of the gene fbxl20, whose product is annotated as F-box and leucine-rich repeat protein 20. Gene Ontology annotation, molecular function: protein binding. Bases 728 to 2038 code for a protein of 436 amino acids. The transcript is spliced from 15 exons. Gene Ontology annotation, biological process: SCF-dependent proteasomal ubiquitin-dependent protein catabolic process. Gene Ontology annotation, cellular component: SCF ubiquitin ligase complex. Lineage: Eukaryota; Metazoa; Chordata; Actinopteri; Anabantiformes; Osphronemidae. The record is from RefSeq and is a predicted model, not a curated record.